CAGCAAUCGCAGUUGUGCACUGCCUGGGUGAGGUUGUGGUGUGGCUUCUGCAGCAGGCGGUGACCCUAUCACUGACCAGCAGGCUGGCUCUCAGCUCCUCAGGGUCCAGCCUAAAGCACUGCUGGUCUUGGCUGUUUCCGGAGCAGCCCCCAGAGGUGACGUGGCUCUCAUUGUCUGCCACCGAGACAAAGUAGCCCUGCGCACCCCCAGGAACCUCACGCCCCCCAUGGCCUGCCUGCCUGUUGGUGGGGGGUUGUCCUGUGCUGAAUGUGGCUCCAGUGGAGAGAUGCUGGGCCUGUAGAAGCCGGCCUUACAAGUGUGGGGGAGGGUGCUGUGGGGAAUUUGCUGGGCAUUGUCCUCCAGGGCCCAGCAGAGGCCACCUCUUGCUUCCCUUGGUGUGCUGCAAGACCAGGAGGAGCCAGCCUCUUGUCCCUGGGCUGUAAUCCCUCUCUACUGGCUGGGGAAGACCCUGGGCAAACAAUGCCUGUGGGCAGAUAUUUGUCAGGGAGCUAAGCCCCAGGGUAGCCCCUGAGCCCAGACAGGGGUGCAGCAGCCCCUUCCUGGCACUUGGCCCUCUCUGUCCCGCCCCCAUUCCACCCCAGCCUUAGUUUGGGGACCUUGGGAGGCUGGGCAGAGGAGCAGGGUGAUUUAAGAGCGCUGUUGCCUGCUCCUGGACAGUUUGGGGCAAGUGGCGGCCUCCCUGGCCCCCCAAGCCCUCCUAACGAGAAAGAAGGAGUUAUGGGUACAUCAGGAGGAUUGGACACGGAUGAGCCAUGAAUGUUCCUGGGGCACAAGUGCCGGCAGGCGUUGUUCAGGAGGAUGGUACCACAGUCUAGUCACAGAGCUGCCACAGUGCCUACAUCGGGUACUAGGUGCCAGGGGCCAUGCUGAGUGAGGAGGAGGGCAGUGGCUGGAAGGGGGCUCUAUGAGCCCUGGGCUCUGGUUACCCCAGGUUGGAAACUGGGUCAGGAGGCCAGACCCUGGACGCCACCUCCCCCUCCUGCCUCACUCCCUCGGAGCACUGCCCUGGAGCGUCCACAGGGUCAGAGGUGACACCUGAGGUCUGGCCAGGACUAUGGCAGGCUCCAUGCCAAGCAGAGCCCUCCCACCCUGGAGAGUGCAUGGAGAAUUGGUACCCAGGAACUUGGGACUGAGGCCAGUGAGGGACAUCUCAUGUCCAACUCGCUAAUGGACUGAGGUCGGCUGUCUGGGGUGUGCGCCCAAAGCAGGAGUGUGCCGUUGCAGCCCCGUGGGCUGUGGAGCAACCGGGCCCACCUGGUCCCUCACCCACACCCUGCACUGGGAAAGGUGGGGUGUGGGGGGGGACGCAGUGUCCAUAGGGGCCUUCAAGGCACCCGCAGAGCCCAUCCACCAGAUGCCUGCCUGCCUUGGGGCCCAGCACUGCUGGGCCAGGCUGUCGCCAAGAGGAGGUUCAGGCCAGUCUACUGAGCAGUGCUCUGCCCACCUGGUCCUGUCUGCCCCCCUUGCGCUCUCCACAACCUAUUGCUCCUUGAAUGAAGGCAGGGAGGGCCUGGGCUCUGUGAAACUCACCACCCAUCCAUCCCAGACCCACCAAGGGUGCGGAGGGGGGUGCUGCCCCAAAUACCUUCCGCAGAGUGUGAAAAGCAACACAGUGGAGGGCCUUAGCUCUCUAACUUCACACUGGGGAGAGUGGGUCAAGAUCCAUGCCCCAGAGUGAUUCCACCCUCCAGCCUGCCACCAGUCAUGCCUUCGCCCUCCCCUCCUCGCUGGGUUCCAGGGAGGCCUGCAGGGUCAUGCCGCACCAGGCAGGUUUGUCAGAGAAGUAACUGGUAACCGUCAGGAUCAGAAACCACGCAGGAUGCAGUUCUUCGUUCAGGACAGCCUCUAGCCAUCCCUGCAGGCAGGCCUCUGCGUGGUCCUCAGUGCCUGCUCAUGGAAAGUGUCCUGCGGCCUGAGAGCCCACCCCACCAGUACACCUGCACCAGAAGAUGCUUGGCUCUUCUGCUCUGUGGGCCGGGAAGCCCACCUCACUAUCUCCUGCCAGUCUCCUGCAUCUGCUUCCCACCGUCUCCAUUGUCUCUGCUGACCUCCUGCCCCCCGAGGUCUGCAGCCUGCUGAACCCGGCCGCCAUCUACGCCAACAACGAGAUCAGUCUGAGCGAUGUCGAGGUCUACGGCUUUGACUACGACUACACGUUGGCCCAGUAUGCAGAUGCGCUGCACCCCGAGAUCUUCAAUGCUGCCCGGGACAUCUUGAUCGAGCAUUACAAGUACCCAGAAGGGAUUCGAAAGUAUGACUACAACCCCAGCUUUGCCAUCCGGGGCCUCCACUACGACAUCCAGAAAAGCCUCCUGAUGAAGAUCGAUGCCUUCCAUUACGUGCAGCUGGGGACGGCCUACAGGGGUCUGCAGCCGGUGCCUGAUGAGGAAGUGGUCGACCUGUACGGGGGCACCCAGCACAUUCCUCUCUACCAGAUGAGUGGCUUCUACGGCAAGGGCCCCUCCAUCAAGCAGUUCAUGGACAUCUUCUCCCUGCCCGAGAUGGCGCUGCUCUCCUGUGUGGUGGAUCACUUCCUGGGCCACGGCCUGGAGUUCGACCAGGCCCACCUCUACAAGGACGUGACGGAUGCCAUCCGAGAUGUGCAUGUGAAGGGCCUCAUGUACCAGUGGAUUGAGCGGGACAUGGAGAAGUACAUCCUCCGAGGGGAGGAGACCUUCGCCGUCCUCGGCCGCCUGGCGGCUCACGGGAAGCAGCUCUUCCUCAUCACUAACAGCCCUUUCAGCUUCGUGGACAAGGGCAUGAGGCACAUGGUGGGCCCCGACUGGCGGCAGCUCUUUGAUGUGGUCAUCGUCCAGGCGGACAAGCCCAGCUUUUUCACUGACCGGCGCAAGCCGUUCAGAAAGCUUGACGAGAUGGGUUCUCUGCAGUGGGACCGGAUCACCAGCUUGGAGAAGGGCAAGAUCUACCGGCAGGGAAACCUGUUUGACUUCCUUCGCCUGACGGAGUGGCGGGGGCCACGGGUGCUCUACUUUGGAGACCACCUCUACAGUGACCUGGCGGACCUGAUGCUGCGGCAUGGCUGGCGCACGGGCGCCAUCAUCCCCGAGCUGGAGCGGGAGAUCCGCAUCAUCAACACGGAGCAGUACAUGCACUCGCUGACCUGGCAGCAGGCGCUCACCGGGCUGCUGGAGCGCAUGCAGACCUAUGAGGACGCAGAGUCGCGGCAGGUGCUGGCGGCCUGGGUGAAGGAGCGGCAGGAGCUGAGGUGCGUCACCAAAGCCCUGUUCAACGCGCAGUUUGGGAGCAUCUUCCGCACCUUCCACAACCCCACCUACUUCUCCCGGCGCCUCGUGCGCUUCUCCGACCUGUACAUGGCCUCGCUCAGCUGCCUGCUCAACUACCGUGUGGACUUCACCUUCUACCCGCGCCGCACGCCCCUGCAGCACGAGGCGCCCCUCUGGAUGGACCAGCUCUGCACCGGCUGCAUGAAGACCCCCUUCCUCGGGGACAUGGCCCAUAUCCGCUGAGCAGCCACCUUUAUUGUCCGGGAGGGGAGGGAGGGAGGGAGGCAAUAAAGGCCGUGCCCCUUCCUGCUGCUCA
Messenger RNA from Echinops telfairi (small Madagascar hedgehog), 3582 nucleotides. It is a transcript of the gene NT5DC2, whose product is annotated as 5'-nucleotidase domain containing 2. Bases 1971 to 3509 code for a protein of 512 amino acids. The transcript has 14 exons. Gene Ontology annotation, molecular function: 5'-nucleotidase activity. The record is from RefSeq and is a predicted model, not a curated record. NCBI's taxonomy places the organism in Eukaryota, Metazoa, Chordata, Mammalia, Afrosoricida, Tenrecidae.